This is a messenger RNA of Spea bombifrons (plains spadefoot toad), 2948 nucleotides long. RefSeq lists its product as uncharacterized. The coding region runs from base 38 to 2872 and encodes 944 amino acids. Gene Ontology annotation, cellular component: cytoplasm; nucleus. Gene Ontology annotation, biological process: signal transduction. Gene Ontology annotation, molecular function: protein binding. Lineage: Eukaryota; Metazoa; Chordata; Amphibia; Anura; Pelobatidae. The record is from RefSeq and is a predicted model, not a curated record. The transcript is spliced from 15 exons.
AGGUAUUUCACAUGUUUGAAGUAAAUAAGGAGAGAAAAUGCUAGGUGCUCAUAACAAUUCAGCAGACCUGCAUGGAAACACACCUCUGCAUUAUGCUGCACAUGCUAAUGAUAUAAAUCAAGUGAACGAAAUUCUGAAGAGUGGAUGUAACAUUCUGAAUCGUAAUGGGAGCGGUCUCACUGCUUUGCACUUUGCAGCGUUUGGUGGCCAUGUGGAAAUAUUACAGAAACUCCUCAAUUAUGUUCCUCAAGCCAUAAAUAUACAGAGCAUCAAGGGUGCCAGCCUCAUGCAUGAAGCUGUACGUGGAAAGUGCAUUGAAGCUGUUAAAUUCCUGAUAGAUAUCGGAGCAAAUUUAAACCUACAAGACCAGGAUGGCAAUACUCCAUUACAUUUGGCGGGAUCAAUAAGGCCUGCUCGUGUGGCGUCUCUUAUCUCUCAAAGUCUCAUGCAAGGAGGAGCAGAUACCGGAAUGCGAAACAAGAACGGAGAGCAUUUCCUCUUUAAUGUUGUCAGAAGAGCAGCAAUGGAUCAUUCCCAGGAUGCAGAUCUCCUUGUUUCACUGGCUCUUCAAUACCAAACAGACUUGCUAAUCCGAAAUUGUGAUGGGUUCACUGUUUUGGAUGUGGCCAGAAUGGCAGCCCUCCCAGGAAUAGUCACCAGGAAAAUUCAGGACCGAACCCAGGCGCAACAAAAAGCGGUCUUGGAUAAGAGCUCUUUCCAGGGGCCAAGGAAUGUAAUUUUUGGACAGCCACACAAUCAUGAUGUAUCUCUGUCUCCAGAACAACUUCCCAGCCCUGAAUACCUUCCUUCUGUGUUAGCUUCCAACUUUAGGCUGGGUAGAAAGGCAAAACUUUUUAUCUGUGGACAUAGUAGAGUAGGAAAAACAACCUUUACCAACACACUAAGACAGACAGGUUUAAUUUCUAAGCUGCAGUAUCUUUUAAUUGACCCCAAGGCUCCUCCUUCCACCAAAGGUGUGUGUCUGUCACACACUGACUUGGAAGAUGACUCUGUAGUUAUUUGGGAUUUUGCUGGCCAGAUGGAGUAUUAUUUCACACACUCCCUUCUUCUUGCAACUGGUGGCGCAAACACAAUAUACUGUCUGAUUUUCAGCUUAAAGGGCAUUGAAAGUGACCAACAUGGUGGACAGAACCAGGCUAUCAAGCAGGUUAUCUUCUGGCUCCGUUUCCUAAGUGUAACUCGUCACUCUAAUGCGUGCCAUCACCUCAUCCUAAUUGGAAGCCACAUGGACACAUUAACAGAGGAGAACAGAUUAGAAAUAGCAAAUCGUUUCUUUUAUGGUGUAAUGGAUCAGGAGCUGGAGCUGUUUAACUGUUUCAAAAUACAGUUUUUUCCUAUAAAUUGUAAAAGCUUGACUGAUGUGGGGCCUGUAAGAGAAGAGCUAGGAAAGAUUGUUACCCAGACCUUACAGGAAAGCAUGGGUGAUACUAUACCCGUCGUCUGCCAGUUUGUCAUGGAGCAGAUAACACUUUUGCGCAGACAGAAGAUCCGAUUCCAGAGCUGGAACGACUUUGCCAAAAGUGUGACACAAGGCUUGUCAGAGCCACUUUGCACAAAUAUAUUGUUGACAGCAGUUGAAUAUCUACACAAUAUCUCUGAGUUGUUAUAUCUGUCACAUAGUUCUGCAGCCACAGCAAACCAAACCUUGAAUAUUAAUCUCAACUCUAUCGCUACGUGUCAACCAAAUACCGUGUCAAGGCACACAUCCCUCCAGCAUAUAAAACCUGUCAAUUCAACUUGCUUGGCCUUUGGAUUAUGUUCCUGUGGUUGUGGUACACCCUCUCCAUCAGGACUGGUUGUGUUAGAGGUGUCCUGGCUACUACAGGAGAUAUUUGGCACAUUUAGUAACUUCCUAUUAAGUCCAGCUUCUGGAAAAGAGAAAGAAUACUGGAGCCUUUCAGAGGUGGAGACUGCACUUGAGUUGAAAGAUGGGGAAGGUGACACUAAAGCUGCUGUACAGCUGCUCGAGACGCUAGAGUUGCUUUUACGAACGCCAGAUGGAUAUUAUGUGGUGCCUGCUUGGCUGAAACGUGGACAGCCUACAGAACAGGUGCAGUGGGAAAAUGUACGGGGAGUGGUAUAUCGCUGGCAAGAGACUAGUAGGGGACUGUUCAGCCAGUUCCUUAUUGGACAGCUGCAGGUUCGGCUUCUGGGUAAGUUUGGAUCAAAUCGGUGUCGCCUCUGGAGAGAGGGAGCUCGAUGUAUUGCAGAGGCCCUGUUGAGAGUUGAGGUAUCAGAAGACAGGCGUUCCCUAUACCUGCUUGGAAGUUGGCACAAAGAAUGCAAUGAGGGAGCCUGCUACAGGCUUUUAGAGAUGGUGGGAAGGGAUGUGGAGAGUUUGCUUAAGACAUUCCAAGAGCAAGGUUGGGAGAGGCUGCAUCUCAUCCCCAGAGAACUGUUCUCUUUCACUUUGGCUGAGGGGUUAGGUGGAUUUAGCUGGGAGCAGAUCUCAAAGGCGGAGGAAGAAGGCACAACUCUCUGUGGGAAAUACUCAGUGGUAUGGCCAUGGGAAGUACUGUUCCCCCAGCAUGAUAACAGAAUGCUGGCUCAUCUCGGAAGAAAGUGCAGCACACACUGGCUGGAGGGAAAUACACUUUCAAAGGUGUGCUGUAUGCUGGACAUCAUCCAUCCCUUGGGGUCAGAUUGGCGGAGGCUUGCUGAAGAAUUAGGGGGAGCUACUAAUAGUGUAGUCAUGGCUCUGAACGAUGAAGCUACCCGCAUAGUUUGCUCACCAACACGAUUGGUACUAGAGAGGUACCCAGUGUCCGUGGAAAAACUCAUGGAAGCCCUAAAGCAAAUGGAGAGGAUAGAUUGUCUGACUGAAGUAGAAGCUAUGAUGACACAACUAUGACCUUUAAGAGACAUCACAGCCUCUCAAGAUAUAUUGUUUGUGAAUGUUACUUAAUUGAAUUGUGAUCUGUGAUUGA